Cebus imitator (Panamanian white-faced capuchin) is the source of this 1989-nucleotide messenger RNA. It is a transcript of the gene BCL3, whose product is annotated as BCL3 transcription coactivator. Lineage: Eukaryota; Metazoa; Chordata; Mammalia; Primates; Cebidae. Gene Ontology annotation, molecular function: protein binding. The transcript is spliced from 9 exons. The coding region runs from base 200 to 1564 and encodes 454 amino acids. The record is from RefSeq and is a predicted model, not a curated record.
CGGCAGGUCCAGGAAACCCCUGGGGCGUACGGGUGGCCCCGGGGGGGCCGGGGGCGGGGAGGCGGGCGGCCGGCACCGCCCCGGCCGACAAAAGUCCCUUCAGUUCAGCCGGCUGCAGGGGAAGUCCCGGCGCCCGGCGAAACCACCCUCCGGUGCAGCCAAGCCGAGCCGCGCUCCGGCCGCCGUCCCCGGCGGCCCCAUGCCCCGAUGCCCCGCGGGGGCCAUGGACGAGGGGCCCGUGGACCUGCGCACCCGGCCCAAGGCCGCCGGACUCCCGGGCGCUGCGCUGCCUCUCCGCAAGCGCCCGCUGCGCGAGCCCUCCCCGGAGCCUGCUGCUCCCCGCGGCGCUGCGGGCCCUGCCGUCCCCCCGGACCCUCUGCGCGGCGGCUGCGACCUGCCCGCGGUCCCCGGGCCCCUCCACGGCCUGGCCCGGCCAGAGGCGCUUUACUACCCGGGACCCUUACUGCCCCUCUACCCUGCCCCGACCAUGGGCUCCCCGUUUCCUCUGGUGAACCUGCCUACACCCCUGUACCCCAUGAUGUGCUCCAUGGAACAUCCCCUUUCUGCUGACAUCGCCAUGGCUACCCGUGCAGAUGAGGAUGGAGACACGCCUCUCCAUAUUGCUGUGGUGCAGGGUAACCUGCAAGUUGUGCACCGGUUGAUCAACCUCUUCCAGCAGGGGGGCCGGGAGCUCGACACCUACAACAACCUACGGCAGACACCGCUCCACCUGGCUGUGAUCACCACAUUACCGUCUGUGGUCCGGCUCCUGGUGACGGCUGGUGCCAGCCCCAUGGCGCUGGACCGCCAUGGCCAGACGGCCGCCCACCUGGCGUGCGAGCACCGCAGCCCGACCUGUCUGCGAGCCCUGCUGGACAGCGCAGCUCCGGGCACGUUGGACCUGGAGGCCCGCAAUUACGACGGGCUCACUGCCCUGCACGUGGCAGUGAACACCGAGUGCCAAGAAACCGUGCAGCUCUUGCUGGAGCGCGGCGCGGACAUCGACGCAGUGGACAUUAAGAGCGGCCGCUCCCCGCUCAUCCACGCGGUGGAAAACAACAGCCUUAACAUGGUGCAGCUGCUGCUCCAGCACGGCGCCAACGUGAACGCGCAGAUGUACUCGGGCAGCUCCGCGCUGCACUCGGCGUCCGGCCGCGGGCUCCUCCCGCUGGUGCGCACGCUGGUCCGCAGCGGCGCUGACAGCAGCCUCAAGAACUGCCACAACGACACGCCACUCAUGGUGGCGCGCAGCCGCAGGGUCAUCGACAUCCUGAGGGGGAAGGCCACCCGGCCUGCUUCCACCUCCCAGCCAGACCCCUCCCCUGACCGGAGCACCAACACCUCCCCAGAGAGCAGCAGCCGCCUCAGCUCCAAUGGUCUUCUCUCUGCAUCACCAUCCUCCUCACCCUCCCAGUCUCCCCCGAAAGACCCCCCUGGAUUCCCCAUGGCUCCUCCCAAUUUCUUCCUUCCUUCCCAAUCUCCACCUGCCUUCCUGCCCUUUGCUGGGGUCCUCCGAGGCCCUGGCCGGCCAGUGCCCCCCUCCCCAGCUCCAGGGGGCAGCUGAGAGGGAUGGGGGGGCAGAUCUUGGACUCAUGAGGAGGGGCCCCCUGCUCUGUGGGGUCAACCCUUCUGGAAACUGUGAAGAUCUCACUCUGCCCCCCCCCAUCUUCGGGACCAGGAUUUGCACAGAAGCACAUGCACCUACCCAUACACCCCUCUUCUGAGCACAGAUGUUCCCGCGUCUCGCCCCCUGCCCAAGACUCUGACCCCAGUACUCUCAGGCACCAGUCCCUGUCCGGAAUUCCACCCACAUCUUCCAUUUCCUUGUCCUCUCCCAGAGCUGGUGGACCCAGGGAACAGCCACUCCCCUCCACUCUCUACCAGAUCACUGAGGAGGGGGGAGGUGGGCCGUCACAGGCACCGAUCAUGAUGUAAAUUAUUAAGCAUUUUGGUUUGAUUUCUUUUGUAAUAAACUAUUUUUGUACCAUA